Frieseomelitta varia is the source of this 5222-nucleotide messenger RNA. RefSeq lists its product as uncharacterized. The coding region runs from base 245 to 5215 and encodes 1656 amino acids. Gene Ontology annotation, molecular function: protein binding. The record is from RefSeq and is a predicted model, not a curated record. NCBI's taxonomy places the organism in Eukaryota, Metazoa, Arthropoda, Insecta, Hymenoptera, Apidae. Gene Ontology annotation, biological process: signal transduction. Gene Ontology annotation, cellular component: nucleus; plasma membrane. The transcript is spliced from 16 exons.
ACCUAGGGACCCUUUCCUACAUAAGGCCCACGUCCUCACCCCACCACGUCAGUAGAGAACCAGCCGUUGAAGUGCCACGAUCUAACACCUCUCUCUCUCUCUCUCUCUCUCUCUUUGCCGCCGUUUGCAUUCUGUUCUGCCCGCGAAGUUUACCUUCUUGCCAAUAGAGUUAACACAGUUGCUUCUUAUCAUCGCUGUGGACUAUGUGCCGCGAGUCUGUGUGCGGAAAAAGUGCUGACCGUGGAUGUACGAGACGAAUCCUGCUGCUCAAGGACACGCAACGAUGCUGAAGUGGACGGUUUCGAGAUCAUUGUCAGCGAGCAGCUCGACGCCUCACGGUCCGCCUAACUUGAACAAGGCGCCCCGCAGGCCCUUUCGGGAUCUAUCUAACACCCCUCCCGCUGCUGGGACGAGGACGAGGACGGUGCCCAGCCAGAAUGACGAGAACGCGGUAGUGGCUUCGGCGAGGACGACGCCUGUUCGCCGGAGAAGAUGCAGAAGUCACGGCAGCGACCUGAGAACGUACUUUCAGGCGACGAAGCCUAAUUUAAGGGGGAACAAACGUCAAUCGAUGUCACAGCAGCCGAAAAAGUCAUCGGUCUCGGAGAGUUUCUAUCAGAGCACGCCGCGGGUCGACGCCGAUAUCGGCCCGUUGACGUUCUUCCCCUCGGGCAGCAAGUGCUCGCCGACAGCGCUGACCCUGCCGACGGAUCCCGCGCUCUUCAUGAAGAAGGCCAGGACAAAGAGCUCGUUCCCGAGCGACAACGAGCCGAUGCCGCAGAACAUCGUGAACGAGGCCAGGGCGAAUCUACAGUCGCACGUGUCCGACUUCUUUCAGCAAAUCUCCAUGGCCACCAGCCCGGAGGACGUGAUGGAGGCUGACUGCGUGCCGUUCUCCAAGAACAGGGUCUACUUCCAGAACCAGGGGAGAACGACGUCCAAGCUCGCGGACUGCUCGAGGAUGUCGUAUUUGCCGAAGCUGGCGAGAAUCGCGAAGAUUCACGCACGGAACAAGACACCGUACCACGGUGGCAAGGCGUCCUCGGCCACUACCGGCUCGUUUAAGGCCAAGUCUCACAAUCAAACGCCACUCGCUGGGAAACUGUCGAGUCUGGCUAUUGACCAAGAUUUACCCAAGUUCGAGAACAUGGACAACACGGUCACGGAGGUUCUCAACAGGGAGCAGGAAAUAAAUUUUACCGGAAAGACGGUGGCGGAGAUACUUUUGGGAGACGUCGAGGAGAGGAAGAAGGUUCUCGAGAGCAGCCGAGGCGAGGAGAGCCCCGCCAAGUCCGAUCACACGUAUGAGACGAUAAUGGACGAGGGGACCGCGUUGCACAAUGACAGUUCCGUCUCCUCGGCUAGUCAACUGUUGGAGGAUCCGUCACCGAUGUCCUGGGCGUUCGCCUCGCCCACCAACGACCUCGACGAUGGGGAAUUCACUCUGAAGAGGCAGCGGGGAAUACGAAGGAAACGUCACCGGAAGGACAACGAGAAAACGUUCAACGGGAAGCGAGCAAAGAGACGAUCGUCCAGUCGCAGCCCGUCCGCUGAUGCGAAACCGAACGAGGCGGCGGAAGACGAUGCUCUGGUUGAGGCAGUGAAUCCAAACGUGAAGAAACUCGCUUUGGAGACCGACUUGGACGCUACGUUGGACCACGAGAAGUGCGUGUUCGAGCCGAAGGCUCUGUUCAGCGAGCUCGACGAACGCAAAGACGAGGAUGAAGAAGAGGAGGAGGAAGAGGUGGAGGUGGAGAGGAAAGCGAACACCUGGGACCUGGACAGUCCGAAGUCGACUCUCACCGACGAUUUCCACAGCUCCAAGUCGCUUCUGACCUCGGUGUCCAACACCCCGGAGACACCGUUGGUCGCGACUGUGAGGAGGUGUCUCAAGUUCAGCCCGGAGAGCGAGCCGCCGCGACAGAAUAGCCACGGAUCGAUCGAGAUCGAGUAUUCCGUCGUGGGCGAUCAGAUACACGUGCGAGUGAUACGGUGCAAGGACCUGAGGAGGGCGUACGAAGGUCCCGUUCACGCUUACGUGAAGGCGAGCUUGAAGAACGCGAACGGCGAGGGGGUGGUGAAGAGGACAGCGGUGCACAGGGCCACGCCGAAUCCCGUUUUCCACGAGACCUUGGUACUGCCCUGCCCGGUGAACAACAACCACUACACCAGCAACACCACGUCCCUGGACAUCGCGGUCUGGCACAGAGAUCGUCGUGCAAGACGUAGCGAGUUGUUGGGCUGUAUGACUCUGCCUCUGCCUCUGUCGCAAGAUAAGGAAGCGACAUGGCAUCCGCUAGAAGCAGGAACCGGUCGGAACACGAGCAACCCGUACGCCGGCCUGCCGCAAGACUGUGGAGUCUCGCCACCCCUGUCGAAGGACGGAGAGCCAGAUAAUAAUAAUUCAGGAGCGGAAGACCUGACGUAUUUGAGGCAUCUCGAAUUAGAGCCUAUCGAUCCUCUGACCGGCCUGCCUCUGCAUCCGGGUUUCACAGCCAGGGGUGGCAGAACACCAUGCACCGUCACGAGGAGACUGACAAGGCAGACUGCAGCUAAUCAGAUUCCAUGGGGAUUCUCGCUGUCGUGGGGAAGGCCACCCCGCGUGGAACGCGUGGACCCAGGCAGCCCGGCGGAACGAUCCGGCUUGAGGCCAGGUGAUCACGUGGUCUUCGUCGACAUGACGAACGUGGUGACGCGGUCGCGGGAGGAGAUCCUCGGACUGAUCCAGGCGGCCACGAACCAACUAAUCCUGGAGGUUUACCGCAAGGGGAACGUUCACUCGUCGAUGCACCGGCCUAACUCGAUGAACGUUAGCCUGCAGCAGUCGAUCGGCGUCGGGCACCACGCGGUUGCGUUCAACGCCGAGGUGUUUCCGAACCUCGCCCCGGACGCGCCGCCGGAAGAGGAGCUGUCCGUGCGCGAGACGCGGUACUGGGGCAUCCUGAAAAGCGGUCACACGCGUUUCCUGGCGCCUCUGGCCGAGAGACGCGACGUCCUCUCCGCGGCUGACUAUCUGAUCCUCUUCCAAAAUCUCGACGAGCUGCUCAAGAUCUCCGAGGAGAUCCGCGACGAGGGCGGCGGGGUCGAGAGUUACCUGUGCAGAGUGCCGAGAAUCACCGCUGCCUACAGAAGAUACCUGAGCGGGCUGCAACGCGCGUGUUGCCUGCUGGUCGCGCUCAGGCGAAACACGGCGUUCGCGAAGCUCGUCUGCGAGCCCGCUGUGCCGCACAAGAGGCGACCCGAUCUGACGGGUGUCUUGCUCUUACCUCUGGAGCACUAUAGAGAGAUGACGAGACUGUUGUGCCUGGCGUCGCCGAGGAACUGCCAGCAAGCCAGAGACCUAGCUCAGGGAUACCGGGAAGCGACCGCGAACGCCGGCGUGAUGGAACCACCGCGCGACACCGGCAAGCCUCUACUCAGCCUUCAGGAAGUUGAGUCCCGUCUGGUUUUCGCCAGAUGUAAACCGUUCACGCUCGCCAUGCCCGGCAGACAAUGGUUAUUCGGAGGCGCGCUGGCAAAGGUGGAGGGCCGAGCGCGGCUGCAACCCUCGUGGGCGUUGCUUCUCACCGAUUUGCUCGUGUUCGCUCGAGUUUCCCGAGACCGCGUCCUGUUCGUAACCGAGGAGCCUCUGCGGCUGUCGAACAUUGCCGAGGCCUGUUUCACCGUUCGUAAACGACCCACGGAGUUCCGACUGCAAAUCGCCAUCAACCCUUCCGGCAACUCGGAGAACGGCCACGUUGAGGUGACGAACAGCGGUGGUUGCAGCCCUCACAGUCGUCCGCGGAGGCGCGUUUUGGUUCUGCGUGCACCAACACCGGAACUGAAGGCCGUCUGGCACAAUCUCCUUCAGCGACAAAUAAUCUAUGUAAAUACAGGCUAUGGUGGAACACCGAGUCAGGACAGUCCUGAAGAAAGUCCCAUCACCGGUAGCAAUUUCACCACCGCCGCGAUUAGAGAAUCGACGGAAAGUUCGCAAACCACCAGGGAGUCGCAGAAACAGGACGAGGAGAAGGGAUCGCGCUCCGUCGAGAGUAUCGACAGUAUCGUUAAAAGUUCGACGGGAGACAAUCAUCUGGCGCAGUGGGUGCGCAAUUCUCACCAGAUCCCGCCACCGGAUCACGAGGAGGUGCCUAUCGAGGAGUGGACGGCCGAGGAUCUGGCGGCACGAGUGCCGCGAGAAACCGGCAACGAGGCGAACCGUGAACGACACGCGAUAACGGACGACGUUGCGACGGAGAUGAUCAGUUCGGACGUGGAACAGCAGAGCACAGCGUCGAGCGCGAGCCUCAGCACCGUGAAAUCCAACAGCGUGAACGCGAAGAAGAACGGCAGCCUCGCGUCUUCCAAGGAGAACUCCACCAGUUCCAUCAACAUUUGCAGAAGGUGUCACAGGUCAGGUUGCCCGACACCGCCUCUGACGAGAGAUCCGUUUUCUCCGUUACCUCCAAAGAUCUCGGUAGUGCCACCAACGCCAGACUUGUGCACCAGGCAUCGACUCAGAAACGGGUUGCACGACAGUCCUGGAAGGAACAGUCCAGCUUACACUCCGGCCGAUGGCAACACGGAAGAUGGCAGCGAGGACGAUCUCGACUGCGACGGUGAACCACCGUACAGAGUUUUGAGAAGAUUCGGCACGGUGAGCAGCCUGGAUCAGGACGACGAGCUCGAGGAGCAGGGUGACGACGACAAUCGGGACACCGAGUCUCCGCCGACGGGUUUGAGAGCGUGGACCGCUCGGGCGAGCAGUUACAUGGUCAGCAAAAGGUCGGCGUUGUUGGAGCAGCUUGGCGAGGGCAUUGGUGGAUAUCUUCUUCAGUCGCCGGUCCCGCCCGAGAGAACGGAAUUCUCGUUGGAUCCGAACGACGAGGAGGGAACGACGUCCGGUGCUACCUCGGGCGACGACAUCUGGGGGACACCGACCUCCGGCGGCCCCGACGACGAGAGCUUCACCGCGAGCUCGCCGCCGCCCAUCGGCUCGGGCAACGUCGUCACGUUCGGCGAGGAUAACUACGGGCUGAACCUGUCGGCGGAGGACGAGGCCGACCAGGAGUCGGAGAACGACGAUUGCAACCUGUCGGAGCUGAACAUGGACCAGCUGCUCGGCAGCGGUAGCCUCAGCUCGUUGCGGUGUUUCCUGGGCAGGCAGAGGCUGGAGCCGCUGCCGGAAGAGGAGGACACGUCGGGGAGCGCGAAGGACCAGGUCGGGUGGUGGUGACAGCGGU